AGGGCUCAAUUCUCCAACCGCUGAAGAUGAAGAACAGCCGCUUCUACUCUCCGAUGAAGAUCGAUGAACAAAGCUCUUCUCCUGCUCGCUCUUCAUCUCCUUCCGUUGAAGAACGAAGAACGUCGAACAACACGAACAAUUUCAUCGAUUCUCCACUCCUCCAGCAGCUUGUUUCAGUUUGGGGAUCAAUACCCACUCUGAUAUCAAAUGAUAGACGACUGAGGAAACUCGAAUAAUCCGUUGGUCCUUCUUUAGCUGAACAUUAGACUGAUCCGAUAUGAGCAACAACUACACGUUCGCCAAAUGUCGUACACUUAUCACGAACAACUUUCGAACGGCAGCCACGAGUUUUUCUCCUUGGUUGUCUACUAUGGAGAUCGACGGGACACUUUACUCAAAAACGUCCUCUUUUACUAGGGAAUUGUCUGUUUUCCUUAAAAAAGCAUGUUUCUUCUCAACCCAGAUGAACAAAGAAACGUUGAACAUCUUUGAGGAGGUGACUACAAAUUUCGACUCUCACUCAACUGCACGCCGUCUGCAACAGUGUGUUGUGAAUGGAGUACCCAACACAGGAAUGAGUCUUCAUUGCGACAUUUUGAAGAAAGGGAACUGUUUGGAUUUGUUUGCCUGGAAUGUUCUCCUGAAUAUGUAUGUUAAGUUAGACCUAUUGUCCCAUGCAAUCACGCUGUUCGAUGAAAUGCCCGAGAGAAAUACCAUCUCUUUCGUGACAAUGAUUCAGGGAUAUGUGCAGUCUUUACGGUUUGUUGAGGCUUUAGAUUUGUUUCUGAGACUACAUAGAGAAGGCCACGAGCUUAAUCCAUUUGUUUUCACAACUAUUCUCAAACUGCUUGUUAGUAUGGAAUCAGCAGAGAUGUCAUGGAGGUUCCAUGCUUGUAUAUAUAAGCUUGGGCAUGUUUCCAAUACCUUUGUUGCCACUGCUCUUAUUGAUUCCUAUUCUGUUUCUGGCUUUGUUAAUGUUGCUGAGGAUGUAUUUGAUUCAAUUAUUGACAAGGACAUGGUUUCUUGGACAGGCAUGAUAGGAUGUUAUUCAGAGAAUGGUUAUUUUGAACAAGCAUUGCAGUUUUUUUCUCAAAUGAGAUGUACAGGAUUGAAGCCUAACAACUACACAUUUGCAAGUGUGAUUAAAGCUUGUCUUGGUCUUGAAGCCCAUGACAUUGCUCAAGGUGUUCAUGCAUGUACAUUGAAAAUGAACUAUGAGGUGGAUCCUUAUGUCGGACCAGCUCUUCUCGAAUUGUAUUCAAGAUGUGGAGAAGACAUGGAUGAUGUUGAGAAAGUAUUCAACGAAAUUCCCGAAAAAGAUGUAGUGUCUUGGAGUUUCAUGAUUGCAAGGUACUCGCAGAAUAACCGAAGCAACGAAGCCAUUGAGGUUUUCCGUAGAAUGCAAGGUACUCACUUUGUUCUUCCUAAUCAAUUUACUUUCACUAGCUUGUUGCAAGCUUGUGCGAAUACAAAAAAUCUUGAAUUAGGAAGCCAGAUUCAUACCUUUGUUAUGAAAGUCGGUUUAGAUUCUGUUGUGUUUGUUUCAAACGCUCUUAUGGACGUAUAUGCUAAAUGUGGUCGGAUAGAAAUAUCGAUGAAACUAUUUCGGGAAUGCACCAACACAAAUGAAGUGUCGUGGAACACGAUAAUUGUGGGUUAUGUUAGUUUGGGAGAUGGGGAAAUGGUUUUGAGCUUGUUUUUGAAUAUGCUUAGAAACCGAAUUCACCCUACCGAGGUGACCUACUCGACUGUUGUUCGUGCUUGUGCCGGAUUAGCAUCAAUGGAGACUGGUUCUCAGUUACAUUCCUUAACCGUAAAAACUUUAUAUAACCUUGACUCGAUAGUUGCUAAUUCUUUAAUCGACAUGUAUGGAAAAUGUGGUAGUAUCGUUAACGCGCAAUUGGUUUUUGACGAAAUGAACGAACAGGAUAUAGUUUCAUGGAACACAAUGAUCUCAGUUUAUUCCAUGCACGGUCGAGGGGACGAAGCGUUAAAAACCUUCGAAAGAAUGAAGAAAAUCGGUUGUAAACCGAACAAGACGACGUUUAUCGGAGUCCUUUCUGCUUGUACAAACACAGGGUUAUUAGAGAAAGGCGAAGAAUACUUUACUUCCAUGGUUAAAGACUAUAACAUCGAGCCUAGCGGAGAACACUAUACUUGUAUGGUAGGUCUAUUUGGAAGAUGUCGACUUUUCGAUAAGGCGGUUAAGUUGAUUCGAGAAAUUCCUUUCGAGCCUAACGUGUCGGUUUGGCGAGCUUUGCUUAGUUCUUGUGUUGUUCAUAAAGAGAUUGAGGUUGGCUUAGAAUGUGUGGAAAGUUUGCUUAGAAUAAUGGAUCCUGAAGACGAUGGAUCGUAUGUUUUGGUUUCGAAUAUGUAUGCUAUCGCGAAGAAAUGGGAUGAAGUGCGUUUCGUUAGGGAGAGUAUGAAAAGGAAAGGGGUGAAGAAAGAACCGGGUUUGAGUUGGAUAGAGUAUCAAGGCAUUGUUCAUUACUUUUCAGUCGGGGGGAAGAACAAUAACAACAACAAUUCAGAUUAUGAUACUAGGUUGAUUCAUGGAAUGUUGGUAUGGUUGAAAAUGAAAGUAAGCAGGGCAGGUUUUGUUCCCAAUUGUGAUGUUGUUUUGUUAGAUGUUGAUGAUAAUGAGAAAUCUAAUCUAUUGUGGAUGCAUAGCGAGAGAUUGGCUUUGGCGUUUGCAUUGGUUCGGACCCCAUCUGGAAGUCUAGUUCGGAUUAUAAAGAAUCUAAGAAUAUGUUUGGAUUGUCAUGCUGUUAUGAAGUUUGUUUCGAAGGUUGUGGACCGAGAAAUCGUUGUUAGGGAUGUAAAUCGGUUUCAUCACUUUCGCGAUGGAAUUUGCUCGUGCAAUGAUUAUUGGUAAAUUCAAAUUC
Molecule: messenger RNA, 2885 nt
Organism: Impatiens glandulifera
Lineage: Eukaryota; Viridiplantae; Streptophyta; Magnoliopsida; Ericales; Balsaminaceae
Product: putative pentatricopeptide repeat-containing protein At5g13230, mitochondrial
Exons: 2
Coding region: 278-2875 (865 amino acids)
Biological process (GO): RNA modification
Molecular function (GO): protein binding; zinc ion binding; RNA binding
Source: RefSeq, a predicted model, not a curated record